GUUCCAACAGAUGGAAUCGUUCAAUCGAGAGUGGCUUCUGAAAGUGAUUCUGGGCGCCGUUUUCUUGCUAAUAUUGCUCAAUUUGAUCAACUCGCGGUGGAACUCGCCAUCGACGGAACUUAUUCUUAGUGUCAACGAUAUUCCCAAAGUCGUUCACCUAGAUGUCCAUCAACAUGUCAUGGUUAACUCAGCAAACGUGGCCAAUCGGACUGAGGACGAAAAUAAUGUGAAAGUGAAGUCGAUCCUUCAAAACUGUCCUCCGGUUCCUCCUGGUCUAGGUGGUCGUUACAAGCUAAACAUGACGUACGAAUCUUUAUUCGUGUUAGAAAAAAGACGUUCUAACUGCUUGCAACCAGGAGGUCAAUACACUCCCCGCGAAUGCUUAGCACGGGAUCGGGUUGCCAUAAUCGUUCCUUACCGGAACCGGAUCCAACAUCUGCCAAUUUUCCUCAACAACAUGCACCCAUUCCUACAGAAACAGCAAAUCGAAUACGGAAUCUACCUAGUAGAGCAGUCAUCCGAAUCCCAAUUCAACCGAGCAAUGUUGAUGAACAUUGGUUUCGUGGAAGCUUUGAGGGAGAAAAACUGGGACUGCAUGGUGUUUCACGAUGUGGAUCUACUUCCAAUGGAUGAUCGGAAUCUUUAUACCUGUCCAGAUCAACCGCGGCACAUGUCAGUUGCUGUGGACGUUUUUGGUUACCGCUUGCCCUAUGAUACUAUCUUUGGUGGAGUUUCGGCAAUGACCACCAAGCAGUUCCGGGCGAUCAACGGAUUCUCCAACUCUUUCUGGGGUUGGGGAGCUGAAGACGAUGAUUUGUAUAACAGGCUCCAACAUGCCGGGUUUCGAAUUAUUCGAUAUUCACCGAAUAUUGCUCGUUAUACCAUGCUGUACCACCGAAAAGAGAAGAGAGAUCCUCGAAGGUUACAAAUACUCAAGGAUGGCGGAAAACGAUUCCACACUGAUGGUUUGAACUCGCUGCACUAUCAACUACUCAAUCAUACCAAGAUGACACUGUUCACCUGGAUUCAUGUAAAAAUAAUUCCUAAUGCAAGUUUAGCACACAUCGGAACGAAUAAAACAAUCCUCACUUCAGGCCUUUCCUAGUAUC
Molecule: messenger RNA, 1109 nt
Organism: Uranotaenia lowii
Lineage: Eukaryota; Metazoa; Arthropoda; Insecta; Diptera; Culicidae
Product: beta-1,4-galactosyltransferase 4-like
Exons: 4
Coding region: 11-1105 (364 amino acids)
Biological process (GO): carbohydrate metabolic process; glycosphingolipid biosynthetic process
Molecular function (GO): N-acetyl-beta-glucosaminyl-derivative 4-beta-N-acetylgalactosaminyltransferase activity
Source: RefSeq, a predicted model, not a curated record